Molecule: messenger RNA, 432 nt
Organism: Symbiodinium sp. CCMP2592
Lineage: Eukaryota; Dinophyceae; Suessiales; Symbiodiniaceae
Source: the annotation of a GenBank genome assembly
AUGACUCGUAACAUCAUAAGCGGUCUGCAGCAGCUCGUGUUGAGUGCCGCGGAUACAACAUCUUUUUUACGCCAGCAGACAGAGUUCCGGCGCACGAAGAAUUUGGAAGGCCAGCGCGAAACCCGCAGAGGUCUCAACGAGGCCAUUGCCGGCUGGAGGGCACUGUCAGUCAGCCGCCAGCGCACGUCGGCUAGAACCUCGUGCAGCCCCGGCUCAUCCCCACCAACAUUGCACUCGCCUGCGAGCGGGUGCUCCAGCAGUGAGGCGGCGAAUGCGCGCUGCGCCGCAACGGGUACCGCGAGCAAGCUGGACCGCCGCACUACCCAUGCACAGAUAUGCAAAACACAUACGGUCCGCAAAGGUGCAAGGGACGCCAGCGGAACGGUGUUUUGCGAGCAGGGCUUGAAAGACUCAGACCUGAAACAUCUUUAG